Molecule: messenger RNA, 1497 nt
Organism: Torulaspora globosa
Lineage: Eukaryota; Fungi; Ascomycota; Saccharomycetes; Saccharomycetales; Saccharomycetaceae
Gene: DIT2
Product: putative cytochrome P450
Exons: 1
Coding region: 1-1497 (498 amino acids)
Molecular function (GO): heme binding; oxidoreductase activity, acting on paired donors, with incorporation or reduction of molecular oxygen; iron ion binding
Source: RefSeq, a predicted model, not a curated record
AUGACUUGGGCCGCCGCUCUGAUUUCUGUCUUCUUUAUCCUCGUCGGGCAUUUGAUCUUCAAGAUCGUUGUUCCGCCGCUCAAUUUUCCAAGAAAUAUUCCAACAAUACCAUUUUAUGUGAUCUUUUUACCCUCAAUUAUGAACAUUGAUCAAAGGAAACUUUAUGAUAUGUAUUUAAGAGAACCUCUGGAAAAAUACGGUGCUGCUAAGCUCUUCUUUGGAUCGCGCUGGAACAUCAUCGUAACUAGACCGGAGCUUAUGGCACAUGUCUUCAAGGAAGAGGAUACUUUUGCGAAAAGUGGUAACCAGAAAAAGAUUCCUUAUGCUGUUAUCGCCGCCUAUACUGGGGAUAAUGUUAUCAGUGCUCACGGUCAGGUUUGGAGGACUUACCGCUCCGUUGUCACGCAUGGGCUUCAGCAUUUUGAUGAAGCUCCAUUUUACAAUAAUGCGAAAUUGUUCUGUGAUGGGAUCGAGAAGAUGAGUAAGAUGGAUGAUAAGAAACGUCAGGAUAUUCUUAUGGGUCCUUUGAUCCAGCGUUUGUGCCUCGACAAUAUAUCGCAGGUUGCUUUAGGCUUUGAUUUCGGUGCCUUGACCCAGGACGAUAAUCAGCUCCAUAAACAUUUGACGAAUAUCAAGAAACAAAUUUUCCACCCAUUUUUCCUGACUUUCCCCUUCCUCGACUUACUUCCUAUUCCAUCUAGACGGAAGGCUUUCAGAGACGUUGAGAGUUUUCGUAAACAGCUUGUGUCAAAAGUACAGGAGCAAUUAGUCAAGAAUUACAAAUUCGAGCAAACGUCCUUUGCAUCGAGCGAUUUAAUUCGUGCCUAUAAUAAUGAGGUUAUCGACUACAAGCAACUGACUGACAACAUUGUGAUAAUUCUAGUUGCUGGUCACGAAAAUCCACAAGUCCUGUUGACAACUUCGUUGUAUCUGCUAGGUAAAUACAACGAAACUUGGCAGCGCAGACUCAGAGCGGAAGUGGACGCUGUCAACGGCUCUAAAGAGCUCUCCGAACUUCCACUACUGAACUCCUUUAUAUUCGAGGCUAUCAGGUUAAUGCCACCACUUAAUACAAUUAUAAACAGGAAGACAACUAAAGCCUGCCGUUUGGGUCCUGAAAUUGUCAUACCAAAGGGGACUUAUGUCGGCUACAACAACUUCGGAACUAGUCACGAUCCUAAAUACUGGGGAUCUGACGCGGAUGAAUUCAUCCCCGAGAGGUGGGGAGACGAUAUCCAGACCAUCUUCAAGAAUUGGAGACAUGCUAAGAACGCAUACAUGAUGACCGCUUUCCACGGUGGACGUAGAGCAUGCUUGGGAGAGAAGUUAGCGUUAACAGAGAUGAGAAUUACUAUUGCAGAAGUUCUUAGAAGGUUUGAAUGGACACUAGCACCAGAUUGGCAGGAAAGAAUGACUCCUGCCGGUCCCCUGAGUCCGUCCAAUCUGAAGUUACUUUUCAAAAGACGUUUGGAGCCCAAAGAGUCUUGCUCUCUGUGA